AUGCGCAGACCAGGUUUGUUUGACCACGGACAGCGCAUGUCAUUCCUGACGUCAUAAGCCGGAAGUAGUGGAAAGAAGGUUGUAAAAUGGCUCGCAGUUUGUUGUGUGGAGGCGUUUCUGUGUUUCAGUUCAGCAGGAGGAUACCGCUGCUGUCCGCUUCUCGGUGUUACUCCCAGUCGGAACCGGAACCGCUGACUCUGAGGGAACAGAAGCACGGAAUCAGGAGGAUCAUUUUAAACAACCCUAAGAAGAGGAACGCUCUGUCCUUGUCCAUGCUGGAAACCCUCCGAGAAAACAUCCUGCCUGACGUUGAUGGCGAAGAUCUCAGAGUCAUCAUCAUAUCAGCCAAAGGUCCGGUGUUCUCGUCGGGACACGACCUGAAGGAGCUGACGUCCACGCAGGGCCGAGAAUACCACACCAAGGUGUUUCAAACCUGCUCAGAGGUGAUGACUCUGAUACAAGACCUCCCUAUUCCAGUGAUCGCCAUGGUGAACGGCGUUGCCACGGCAGCCGGUUGCCAGCUGGUUGCCAGUUGUGACAUUGCAGUUGCGACUGAGAAAUCCACCUUUGCCACUCCAGGCGUCAACGUGGGUCUGUUCUGCUCGACGCCGGCGGUGGCUGUGGGCAGAGCGGUGCCAAGAAAGGUUGCCAUGGAGAUGCUGCUGACAGGGUCUCCUAUCUCAGCCCAUGAUGCCCUGUUGCAUGGCCUGAUUAGCAAGGUGGUGCCAGAGGAGCGGUUGGAGGAGGAGACAUUAGCCAUCGCCCAGCGAGUGUGUCAGUCCAGUCGACCUGUUGUAGCUCUUGGCAAGGCCACAUUCCAAAGACAAAUGGCUCAAGGCAGAGACGCAGCAUAUGCCACUGCCUCCAAGGUGAUGGUGGACAACCUGGCUCUGAGAGAUGGACAGGAGGGGAUCCAGGCCUUCUUAGAGAAACGCAAACCUGUGUGGAGCCAUAAACCUGAGAAAGUUCAUGACUGACCCACUCUGGGAGAGGUUAUGUCUUAGUAAACAUCUUUAUUAGUAUAGAGUGAUCUUUGGUCACUAAUUGAAAUUACCUAUUGGAGCAAUUUGCAGCAUGAUAAAGAGCUAAGUUUAAAUAUUUUUUUAAUUUCACCCAAACAUUACAUCUGUUUUGCCCAGACUGAACUUCAGAACCAUUUUGUGCCUUAAGAGCUGCAGAAACAACCCACUAUUGAUGCUUUUGUAGAAGUUUUACAUUCAUGUUGCUACUUGAAAGACAAAUCAUAGUUUAUCUUGAUUUGACGGUUUUCUGUACUAUCAAAGUUUGAUUCAUGAUGAAAAUAAAUUAAAAACUUCCGUAAUGUUUAACAGCAGAAUAAUCAGUAAAAGUUUGGUAGCAGUAGUUUUCUGAUUGCAAAAAUCACAAAAGCCUGAGGGCUGCUGAAUGUUGUGACACUAAUCAGUGGCAUAAUCAGAACAAUACUUUAUAUGACAUAACUGUAGUAUGCUUAUGCUUUAAUAUAUUUAAUUUAUAAUUGUAAUAUUUGUUUCUGGUGUGUCUGUGCAAUUUUAUGCAGCUGUUCCUGUAAGUAUUGUAAAUUAUACUGUAAUUCAGAAUAAAUUUUUUUUUAGCAACGACAUUUUCCUACUGUCGUUAUUAAAUAUAUGGAUUGUGAUUUGUG
Molecule: messenger RNA, 1642 nt
Organism: Xiphophorus hellerii (green swordtail)
Lineage: Eukaryota; Metazoa; Chordata; Actinopteri; Cyprinodontiformes; Poeciliidae
Gene: echdc3
Product: enoyl CoA hydratase domain containing 3
Exons: 6
Coding region: 87-977 (296 amino acids)
Cellular component (GO): mitochondrion
Molecular function (GO): hydro-lyase activity
Source: RefSeq, a predicted model, not a curated record